Molecule: messenger RNA, 594 nt
Organism: Metopolophium dirhodum (rose-grain aphid)
Lineage: Eukaryota; Metazoa; Arthropoda; Insecta; Hemiptera; Aphididae
Gene: LSm3
Exons: 3
Coding region: 158-478 (106 amino acids)
Biological process (GO): P-body assembly; mRNA splicing, via spliceosome
Cellular component (GO): U4/U6 x U5 tri-snRNP complex; Lsm1-7-Pat1 complex; P-body
Molecular function (GO): RNA binding
Source: RefSeq, a predicted model, not a curated record
UUUAUCAUUUAUUUUCAAUUUUUAACAACAAUCGUCAAUCACCACUAUUCACCAGUAAAAUUAAAAAUUAUUUGGCUAUCAUUAAUUUAUUUGUUACUUCCCUAUAAUCUAAGGCCGAGCUUACAUCUAUUACAGCAAUUUUAAAAAAGUUAUAUUUAUGGUAACUAAAAUGCCAGAAGGAGAAACAGAGCCAGUAUCACUUGUGACAAUCAAAGAGCCAGUUGAUUUAAUUCGUCUUAGUGUAGAUGAAAGAAUCUAUGUUAAGAUGCGCCAUGACCGAGAAUUACGUGGUCGGCUUCAUGCUUUUGAUCAGCAUUUAAACAUGGUGUUAGGAGAAGCUGAAGAGACUAUAACUACAAUUGAAGUUGAUGAAGAAACAUUUGAAGAAGUAUAUAAGACUACUAAACGUACUAUACCUAUGUUGUUUGUUAGAGGAGAUGGUGUUAUACUUGUGUCUCCUCCUUCUACUACAUCAUAAUGUAUUUUUAUUUAUCAUUUAUAUAACUAUUUUGUCAAAUUGUGGUUAUAACAAAUAUUUAAUAUUAAAUAGAUUAAGUUCUAAUAAUUUAAAAAAUAUAUAAUUAUAAGUAUUAA